This is a messenger RNA of Pyricularia oryzae 70-15, 2021 nucleotides long. RefSeq lists its product as uncharacterized. Bases 581 to 1858 code for a protein of 425 amino acids. Gene Ontology annotation, cellular component: cytoplasm; nucleus. The record is from RefSeq and is a predicted model, not a curated record. Lineage: Eukaryota; Fungi; Ascomycota; Sordariomycetes; Magnaporthales; Pyriculariaceae. Gene Ontology annotation, molecular function: tRNA-specific adenosine-34 deaminase activity. The transcript has 2 exons.
UUCUGAAGCUCUGGCACUCAACCCCGUUGGAUGAUCAACGUUUAUCCAACCUACAGCUUUUGGAUUUUCGUGACUACACCUAAUUAACUCCUCCACCCAAAGUAAUACGUGCGAUCCGGUUCGGUGUCAGUGAUCAAUAACGACCAAUUCUCCACCUAGCCACCACAAAGUGCGGGGUGUACUUUCCAUUCUCUCAAUUCCCAUCGUGGCCAAAGUAACAACGUGCGGACCUUCCGACCCGCCCUUUUUUCUCACCUGCCGCUCUCAACAAGCACACCUAGUUGACAUCAAGAAAGCCGAGCCGAGCAUUAUUUCUCUGGUUUGCCUUCCACCUCGCCUCCGUUAGACUGGUCUCAUUGUCAGACGUCUAUUCACAAACGAUGCCUGGUAAACUCAUAGUGGAGAGUUAGCUGCUCGAUACUCACUUGUUCGGCAUUCACUUGGUUCCGAAAUCCAGCAUUUGCUGCACUCAACAUCUACUUUUACGCCCGUUUACCUGCGUAAACUUCCUGAACAACCCGCCGCGGCCGCGUCGCCGACAUCUCUUUGUUCGUCCGUUGGGACGUCGAGCACCUUCACCAUGGAUGAUGUGGAUAUAUCCGACGUGAUUCGGGCCAAAGACCAGCUAGUGCAAGAUCUGCUGCCGCCUAUAAUUGACCAUGGAGUCCUCAUACCCCUCAAAACCACUCUAGAGAUUCGAGACGACCAUGUAUACGGCCAAGCUCUCAUUACGCGCGCUCCUCUCCGGGCUACUAGCUUGGUGGUCAACAUGUUGCAUACUGUGCUACCGGAGGAUGUUGUUAAGGGCAUGUCUCACCUCCGUCGAUGCUCCAAGCCGUGUGACUUACCAGCACACCUCAAGUCCCAGUUUAUGAACGAGACGGUUCAGACACGACAAAUGCAUACGGGGAAGGCUCCGUACGUUUACAUCAUGAUUGGUGUGGAAUCUCUUUUUGAGGUGGAGGACAUAUUCGAUCGGCUUUCCAAGAUUGAGGGAAUGGACGAAGAUGAUGUUUUCAUGGCCAGCAUCCCUGUUCCGCUGCUUCCUCCGACAUCGCAGGUCCAAGCUGCUCUCUGGUGCAAUCAUUUCUGGCCUACAGUAUAUCGCAAGAACAACCCUCUCGGUCCGCAUCCUAGCAUAGUAGCCAGGGCAACAGAUGAGGUUUCUUCAGAUGCGGCUAUAUGGAUGGCUCUCGCUCACAAGGUGGCAAGUAAAACAGCUGCCGCUGGGCUGGGCAUAGCGGUUGGAGCUUGCAUCAUCCAGCGCCUGGAAACCGGCGAGACCAAGCUUGUUGCCUUGGCGGGGGAUGCUCGGUGGUCUCACCAACCAGGCGGACAGGAGACUGGCUCCUGUACCGGAAACCCUAUGGCUCAUGCUGUCCUCCGGGCCAUCAGCAUGGUGGCACGCAAGCUGGUACGUGCUGAGAACAGACAGGGUCCCUCGCUUUCGAACGCGCCGCUAUCUGUGGAUUUUGAUCCGUUCCAGGACGAGCCGAUGCUCGAUGAGGAACGCAAGGUCUUCGAUGAUGACCACCCGUCGCCGGAGGGUUAUCUCUGCCAUGGCCUUGAGCUCUAUUUGACGCACGAGCCGUGUGUGAUGUGCUCCAUGUCCAUCCUGCACUCGCGCAUGGGCAAAGUCAUUCUUGCUCAGCGAAUGCCACUUACCGGCGGAAUGUGUUCCGAGGACCGCAUUUUGGAUGAGAGCAUGUAUCCUGGGCUCACUGAUAGACUCGGUGGUGGUCACGGACUCGGUCUUUUCUGGCGUCGCGAACUCAACUGGAGCUUGCUGGGCUGGGAAUGGGAACCACCGUCCCCGGAACUCGAGCCAGAGACGCUAUCACCCGAAAUCCAUGCUUGAGGAUAUGAUCAGUUUGACCGCUGAUUUACAACAACCUAUCAAACAUGCUCACCGGGGUAAUGAGGCACUCAUAGGUUGCUCGUUUUACUCUCUUCGUUUGGAGGACGCAGGUAGAGGGUUUAGGCAGUCCUCUUUUGAGUUUUUUUUUUUUUUUUUUUUUUUU